Molecule: messenger RNA, 4462 nt
Organism: Marchantia polymorpha subsp. ruderalis
Lineage: Eukaryota; Viridiplantae; Streptophyta; Marchantiopsida; Marchantiales; Marchantiaceae
Source: the annotation of a GenBank genome assembly
GGAAUCUGGAUCAGCAUGCAUCGCCGCGGCUCACGUUCCUGCGAGGAGCUUUUCGACGGGCUUCGCCGGCUGCAAGGCAACGUUACGAGGUAGGAGGAGGCCCGGAGACUCGACAGCUCAGAAAUUCUUCUUCUUCUUCUUCCCUCUCUCGGAUUUAGGUUUGUCACGGCGACGACGAAUGUCAUGAUGAUGAUGAAUUGGACGUUGACUCGAUCGCAGACUGUUCGCAGCCUUGAGAUUCGCUUGCGUGACACGUCCCCGCCGUUCGCGUUUCGCUCGAUUUGCCUCCUUCCUGACCAGAGGUGCGAGCGACGGAUUCAUUCACGGUUUGAUCCUCGGCAGGCCGUGCAUGGGCGGGUCGGAUGAGGGGAGGGGGGCGGGGGGAGAAUCCCUAAGCUCGAAGAAUGAAUGCCCGUGGCCCCGAUCGGAGACUCUCUCCGUUUGUGCGAUCAAUCGAUGUGGUCGAUGCUGGGACGGUGGAGAGUAGGAGAAGAGCGAGGCAAGAAAGGAAGCUGGAGUGGGGAGAAUGGCAAACUCGAUUGAGGCUGCGGAUGAUUUGAUGGCAGUUGGCCGGGGCCCACCCAGAUCGUCUGCGCUUCGAGCACCCGUGGUUUUGGACCGGGCCCGGGCGGCGGAGGAGCAGGAGGAGGAGGAGGAGGAGGAGGAAGAGGAAUCCGUCCACGCAAAGGUGAUGGGUGCGAGCGCGAAUCGAGUGACGGACUGAGUAGACUAACAACACACGGUCAACUAAAAUCGGAUUCAGCUUUCGCACAAACACUGAUGCGAAUGCUAAUAGUGUGCAACAAUUUGCAGCUGGUGGCUCGAGUUUCAUGCACCGUGCGCUGCUUUUCCGUCGAUUGUCUUCCGCACGACGCGGGGGGCUUCACGGCUUGACAUCUCUCUUCUUUCUUCUUCUUUCUUCGCCGCCUGCGUCGAUAGCAGAAGCUUCACAGCUGCUCCUCACUCAUCACGACCUUGCACUAAGCAAGCAAGCAAGCAAGCAGCAAUUAUGAAGCCGACUUCUCCUGUUCCUCCUCUCUCUCGAACAUCGCCUUUUUCUGCGCAUCCUAUUACUGCACUGCUGUACGAUUAUGGGAGAGUAUUAUAGUGUGUGGACGUGUAUAUAUGAGCCUCGCUCUCUACUUCAACUUUAUCGUUAUCCAUACAUUCUGAGAUCGCAACCUUUGCAGCAGAACCUUCGAGAGCCGAGGGUACGCGGCAAGUGUAUACUCUUGGAACAACGCUCAUUCCAUUAGUCGUUUUCUUGCUCUGAGAGCACUAGGAAAUACACAGCUUCCGGCUCAACACUCGACAGCCGAUGUGUCCUGAUCGAUACCCCGACUCCGAGAGCUCCGAGUUCUUCUCAAAGUUUUUCCCAAUCGUCGUAGAUCGUCUGAGUCUUAGAGUCUGAGAGUAGAAUACCCACUGCAUGAUCAGAGUUGAAGGACAUGCGUGCAUCGACACAAACGUAUUAAUCAGGAGGCUGACAAGAAUAGAGAUGCUCAUUCUGCAAUUCUCGUUAUCUCGUCACUGGUCGACGAAUGGCUGAGACAUGGCUGUAAUCUUCAGAUUGAGAUCGGAUUGUAAGUUUUGAGUCAAAGUGUGAAGCUUUGUCCCGACGGACCACUUAGCGGUUGGCAUAUGGAGCGCGGACAUAUCUUAAGCGCAAAUAGUCGACAUGGAUGAUAAAGAGGACUCCGGACGGUCUUGUAUAUCCCAGUGAACAUCGCAACUGAGUGGACUUGGAGUCUCCUACCCCAAUAUCUCGAGCUAAUCAAUUUUGUCCAGCAUGAAGGAACACAUGGCGACGGCGAAUUUCGGCUUGAAAAGUACGGGACUCUCGACGUGCAGCUUUAGUCUCAGAACCUUGUGUCUUAUGGGAUGCAUCUUGGCAAUGACCAUGGGACUCCUCAGUAUACCGUAUCUGCAGGCGUCCAUCAGAACAGUGAUCGAUGAAGGCAAGAACAGUCAUUCGAUUCCAUCGGUCGAACCUUCUGCAGCAGGUUUGGAAAGAAGUGCCUCAAACGAGCUUUCUGACUCCGAGGGCGCUUCGCAUUCUCAAACAUUCAGCCGAAGUAACACGAGUGUGAUAGUGGAGAGUAGCAAUGAUGGAGCGGAUUCGACCAUCAGAAUCGAGGGAGCGGCUUUGAGCGACGGGAGCAUACUCGACACCAUUCCGUCGAAGAAUUCUGACGGGGGGAAGUCCCGCAUCCAUGACAAGACUAGCAGUAUCAAUUCCGAAGCAGAAGAGGAAGAAGAAGACGAAGAAGAAGAAGUAGUAGUAGUAGUAGGACCGAAAGAGGAGCUGACUGGGGCAGAAGAUCUGCCUAAAAAUUUCCAUGAAGACAGAACACCAAAAGCGGCCGACGUGAUCAAAGAAGAACAGGCAUUGAUGGUGGUUACGAAGGCUGCUGAGGAGGAUGCGGAUGAUAGGAACUCGAUUCAGCAGGAAACGAAGCCCGACGAGGAGGAAGCUGAAGGCUCAGACAACAGACGACCAGAAACGGUUGCAGAGAAGGCUCGAGCUGGUGAAGCCGGAGAUCACGAAAGAAUCAGUACCACUCCGCGCACGGACGUCAUCGCAGAUGGUCUCAUAGAUUCUUCUGAGUCCGACCUUGAUCGCAAAGGUUCUAGUACUGAAACAUCCAGAGACUCUGAAACGGACAGCGCUUUGCGCCAGAAGACGUCGGACGACGACGACAGCUUACAGCUUCUUGAUCGUGCAAGAGCUAAUUCAUCGGAACUGAACUCCAGUCGGAAAGAUACCUGCGACAUAUUCACGGGGCGUUGGAUUCCUGAUCCGAUCGGCCCUCUGUACUCACACAACUCCUGCCGAGUACUGAGCCAGCCCCAAAAUUGCCAAGCGAACGGGAGGCCCGACAAGCUGUACGAGUUCUAUCGGUGGCAACCCCGAGACUGUGACAUUCCACGACUGGAUCCUCUCGCAUUUCUCGAGGUCAUGAAGGGCAAGACGCUCGCCUUCAUCGGCGACUCUGUGGCCCGCAAUCAGUUUGAAAGCCUCAUGUGCGUCUUGUUCCAAGUUGCGGAGCCCAAGAACAGGGGCAACAAGGCGAUGCAGCGAUGGUACUACCCGACGCACCAAUUUACGCUCAUCCGCAUCUGGUCUGGCUGGCUCGUGAAGCAGUCGAGGGAGCCAAUCCCUUCGGCUCCCGACGAUUCGGUGAAACUCACACUCGACGACCUCGAUUCGGACUUCGCGACGCACAUGCCCAAGUUCGAUGUGGCCGUCAUCUCGACGGGGCAUUGGUGGAUGAGGAAGUCGGCGUACAUCUUGGACGGGGAGAUGCGAGGCGGAUACGGAUGGAAAGUGAAUGCCACGCUCAACAAGAAGAAAAAGAUCGAGCAAGCUCAAGCGUUCGGAAUCGCGAUGGAGACCGUGUUGAAGAAGAUCCUUGCCAUUCCCGAUUACAGGGGCCUCACGAUCUUGAGAACCUACUCGCCCGAUCACUACGAAGGUGGCCGCUGGGACACAGGGGGCUCGUGCACGGGCAAGACGCAGCCCCUCCGCCAGGACCAGCGGCCAGACAAUGCAUUCAACCAGCUCAUGCGGUCCAAACAAAUGGCUGCACUACGAUCGGCGACGAGAGAUGGGUCCAGCAGCAUCUCGUCGCUCGCGUUGUUGGAUAUCUUUGAAGCAUUCAAUCUCAGGGCAGAUGGUCAUCCUGGACCUUACAGGAGUCCCGAUCCCAACAAGAAAACCCAGAGGGACGAGCAAGGUCGACCACCUCCUCAGGACUGCUUGCAUUGGUGCAUGCCGGGUCCUGUGGACACGAUGAACCAGCUUCUGCUCGAAGUGAUCAAGCGCGAGCUUCGAAAAGACUGAAUCCACGUCUGCUCGGACUCUAAACCACGGGAGCUCGCUCACGAAGAACCCGGCUUCGUGAUUGACGAAUGCGAGCGUGCGUGCCCGAGAUUCACAGCCAGCCCAAAAUUCAUCCUCGUGCAACAAAAGGUAGCUCGAACUCCAGCUACCGUAUCCCUGAAUCCGAGGUGAGAUCGAGCUUUCGAUUCGAGGAACGAAGACGAAUUAUUAACAUCUAACCCCAGCACCGAACCCAUCGCGAGGAUGGUGCAGGGAUGCAGAGAAUUCCACCGUCAAACGCUGCGUGGUCGGUCGAUGAGAAUCAAGCGCGAGGGGACGAGUACCCCCACUCCCCUCGUGAAAUCUCAGCACGCCCAAUUUUUCAGCACCCUCGACGGACGCGAGCGCUCUGCAAAUUUAAGCGAAUGGACUGAAGAAUAGAAGAGGAGGGUCUCCCCUUCCUUCCUCAUGAUCGUGGGAUCGAUUCUAUUACGUGAAUUGUACAUUACUGAACAUGGACUCUCGAAGAGUUCGAACUAGACCUAGACCUAGACCUGACUAGAGGACGCAGUUGCUAACCCGUAGUUAGUACACACCACUCCCCCUCACGAGGUAGCAAACGCAGACUGCAUUGUACUC